AUGGAAACUGAAAGUGGAAACCAAGAAAAAGCAAUGGAAGAGGAAAGCACUGAAAAGAAAAACGAAGUAGAAAAAAAGAAACGGUCUAGAGUUAAACAGGUGCUUGCUGAUAUUGCUAAACAAGUGGACUUCUGGUUUGGUGAUGCAAAUCUUCACAAGGAUAGAUUUCUUCGAGAGCAGAUAGAAAAAUCUAGAGAUGGAUAUGUUGAUAUAUCACUUCUAGUGUCUUUUAACAAAAUGAAAAAAUUGACUACUGAUGGGAAGUUAAUAGCCAGAGCAUUGAAAAGUUCAACUGUUGUAGAGCUGGAUUUAGAAGGCACCAGAAUCAGGAGGAAAAAGCCUCUGGGUGAAAGACCAAAGGAUGAGGAUGAGCGGACAGUAUAUGUGGAGUUACUUCCCAAAAAUGUUAAUCACAGCUGGAUUGAAAGAGUGUUUGGGAAAUGUGGCAAUGUUGUUUAUAUAAGUAUACCGCAUUAUAAGUCUACUGGAGAUCCAAAGGGAUUUGCCUUUGUGGAAUUUGAAACAAAAGAACAAGCAGCAAAAGCUAUUGAGUUUCUUAAUAACCCACCAGAAGAAGCACCAAGAAAACCUGGCGUAUUUCCUAAAACAGUGAAAAAUAAGCCCAUUCCGGCCUUAAGAGUAGCUGAAGAAAAGAAAAAGAAAAAGAAGAAGAAAGGUCGAAUGAAGAAGGAAGACAGUGUUCAGGCCAAAGAAUUAAACACAGACACAAACAGCGAGAGCGUAUGUAAAAUGAAGAGAUCAAGAACUACAUCUGACGGCUCUGAAGGAGAAACUACUGAACCCCAAAAGCAACCCUCAAAGAAAAAGAAAAAACGGGAAAGAGUUGAAGUAUCCAUCUUACCUGAAGUCAGAACAGGGAAGAGGAAGAGAAGUAGCUCUGAAGAUGCAGAAUGCUUAGCUCCCAGAUCAAAAGUAAAAAAAAUGGCUCAGAAAGACAGCAUUAAAAAAGAAACAUCAGAAGUUUCUAAAGAAAACAGAGAUUUAGAAGUCUCUACAGAAGAGGAAAAGGAUACUGGAGAUAUAAAAGAUGGUUCACUCUUAAAAGCCAAAAGGAAACAUAAGAAAAAACAUAAAGAGAGACAUAAAAUGGGAGAAGAGGUUAUACCACUAAGAGUACUAUCAAAGAGCGAAUGGAUGGAUUUGAAAAAAGAGUACUUAGCACUGCAAAAAGCCAGUAUGGCUUCUUUAAAAAAAACAAUAUCCCAAAUAAAGUCAGAGUCAGAAAUGGAAACAGACAGUGGAAUGAAAAAUGAAAAAGCAGCCAACAGUGAAGAGUGUCGCCCUGAGGAGAAAGUUAAUUCGACAGGACCACAGUUUGUGAGUGGGGUGAUAGUGAAGAUCAUUAGCACAGAACCUCUACCUGGCAGGAAACAAAUCAGGGAUACUUUGGCAGCGAUCUCAGAAGUUCUUUAUGUUGAUUUACUAGAAGGAGAUACAGAAUGCCAUGCUAGAUUUAAAACUCCUGAGUAUGCUCAAGCAGUAAUAAAUGCAUAUACAGAAAUUAAAAAGAAACAUUGCUGGAAACUCGAGGUCCUUUCUGGUGAUCAUGAACAGAGGUACUGGCAGAAGAUUUUGGUUGAUAGACAGGCCAAACUUAAUCAGCCUCGGGAAAAGAAAAGAGGCACUGAGAAGUUAAUCACAAAAGCUGAAAAGAUUAGACUGGCAAAGACUCAACAAGCAAGUAAACACAUUAGAUUUUCUGAAUAUGAUUGAAAAAAAUUACAGUUCACUUCUUAUUUCACUAGAUACUUGAGCUAUCUUAGGAAAUCCAUUUUUAUUAUGGUAGUACUGCAUAAUGAAUGUUUUUCUAAAGCCUAUGUUUAAUUAGAAGAAAUACUUUUGUUCCUCAACUUGUAAAUAAGACAUUUUUUAGAGAUAAGUACAAUGUAUAUCACAAUUUUUCGUUAAACAUUUUAUUUGUUAAAAUUACCUUAUAUAUUAACUUCGAGUGAUUUAGCAAAUAAAUGUGUUUUGAACAUUA
Galeopterus variegatus (Sunda flying lemur) is the source of this 2002-nucleotide messenger RNA. RefSeq names its product La ribonucleoprotein domain family, member 7 (gene LARP7). Bases 1 to 1734 code for a protein of 577 amino acids. The record is from RefSeq and is a predicted model, not a curated record. The transcript is spliced from 12 exons. Gene Ontology annotation, molecular function: mRNA binding. Gene Ontology annotation, biological process: RNA processing. Gene Ontology annotation, cellular component: nucleus. Lineage: Eukaryota; Metazoa; Chordata; Mammalia; Dermoptera; Cynocephalidae.